AUCUGCAAAAUUUCUUCUUUUUUCUUUCGACAACUCAACUACUCACUCAGAGGCUUGGUAAUCUCCGCGCCGCAAGCAAGGCAACCCUAGCCGCCGGCCCGCCGCCAUGGCCUUCCUUGCCGCUGCGUCAGCCCGCACGCCGUUCGCCGUCGCGUCGUCCUCCCGGCGACGCUCCGUCCUCGCCACGGCCGUCAAGGCCACCGCCAGUUCCAAGCAGACCGCUCCACACACCGUCCUCUCCUCCCUCCGCCUCGCCGCCUCCGCGGCCGUCCUCCUCGCCGCCACCACCCCGGCCAUCGCGUGCACCCCUGCGCCGCCCCCUCCUCCCCCGGCACUAACCGUCGCGGUAUCACCCGACGACCCCGUCGCCGACGACUCGUACCCGUUCGAGAAGCUAAUCGUCGAGACCGCCGCGCUCGCCCGCCUUGGCGGCGCGGAGGCCGCCCGGGCCCGCCUCUCCGCCGCCGGAGUCGGCGAGAACCACGCCCGCCUCCUCGCGGCGCAGGCGCUCUUCGUGGACGGCAAGGUGGACGAUGCGAUCGCCGCCUUCGAGGAGCUCGCGCGGGAGGACCCCGGCGACUACCGCCCCCUGUUCUGCCAAUGCGUGCUCUACUCCGUUCUGGGCAGGGCCGCCGAGUCGGAAUCGAUGCUCCAGCGCUGCCGCGAGGUCGCCGGCGAAGAAUUCAGUGCCGAUUUCGCAAUGCCGACCUCGCCGGCCGAUUCGGAGGAGGCGGAAGCGGAGCCGGAGUCGCCGGAGGCAGAGCCACAGAAGCUGUGACUGACCGGAAUGGACGAUGGGAAUAAAGGUAUUCACUUGCUCUUCUUUUGAAGGGUGAUUAGAUGCUGGAUAGUUCCUCCGGCGACACAAAUACAGAGGUAUAUUAAAUGUUAAUGAUUUGAAUGUUCAUUUAGUUCUAGAUUUCAAAGACAUGAUUUUACAUGGCCUUCGAAUAAAAUGAAGCGAUUAUGAGAAUGCCGAUGAGCAGUGAUGAAACAGUUUCUAUGAUGAUCACAUUGCUUAGAACUGGAUCACAUAUGCAGAAUAUACAGAAACACAAUCAUCAUGUAUUGCAGCCACACAUGAAUACAUGAUCAGCAUUUGAGCACUAGCAUGCUUUAUUUUCUUGCAGCCAGAUUUGUUGUCUUGCAACACGUCUUGUUGUCUUGCAGGCCGUGUCUGCUCGCCUGCUAGUGCUCAAAUUCUGAUUCCCAGCUGCAUUACGUUAUGUGACUACUACCGUGUUCUUUAUGUUUAUUGUGAUUUCCUCUCUGUGAAAUCUUAUGUUCCAUU
Oryza brachyantha (malo sina) is the source of this 1291-nucleotide messenger RNA. RefSeq lists its product as uncharacterized. Gene Ontology annotation, molecular function: protein binding. The record is from RefSeq and is a predicted model, not a curated record. Bases 107 to 778 code for a protein of 223 amino acids. The transcript has a single exon. NCBI's taxonomy places the organism in Eukaryota, Viridiplantae, Streptophyta, Magnoliopsida, Poales, Poaceae.